Molecule: messenger RNA, 1563 nt
Organism: Anolis carolinensis (green anole)
Lineage: Eukaryota; Metazoa; Chordata; Lepidosauria; Squamata; Anolidae
Product: carcinoembryonic antigen-related cell adhesion molecule 6
Exons: 6
Coding region: 83-817 (244 amino acids)
Source: RefSeq, a predicted model, not a curated record
AGCUUUUCUCGGUAGUUCCUCUUGCUGGUUUGGGCAUCGAGAGAAGACUCAAAGGAGGCCAUUGGGAGACCCAGCAGAGAAGAUGGACUCGCAGGUGGCAAAGAAAAUCUCCUGUUCUGCAAAGGAAAGCAUCUGGAAGGACUUCCUCUUUGCAGUGUCAGUCCUGAGUUUCUGCUUCGUGUUGGCUGGUGCUCAAACCUUGUUGACUAAUAUUACGGUGGAGCCAGAAAACCCAGUGGAUGGAGGAAGUGUCCGCCUCACCCCCACAAGCGUUCCAGAGAACACCAAUACCUGCCGUUGGUACCGGGGAGAAGAAUCCCCUCAAAACAUCAUCCUUGAGUAUUUCACCCACGCGUCCCCUUCAUUUCAAUGGAGAGAUGCUUACACUGGGCGAGAGGACAUGGACUUCAAAUGCUCCAUCGAAAUCAAAGAGUUGAAAGGAAUCGACUCUGGAACCUAUAUGGUCACAAUCGUCAGUGCUGAUCAGACCGUCAAAGGGAAAGUGGACAUUGUUGUCUCAGCUCCAGCUCCAACAUUGUCAGGUGGACCCAUCGCUGUGAUCGUGAUUGUGGUGUUGGCCUUGGGAUUGGGCCUCAUUGGAGGCUUGCUUUAUUUCUUUCUCCGGAUCCGCCCUCGGAGAAGGAAACACUCCUUGGACCCUGUCCAGCCGGCAACAACAACCUAUGAAAAUCUCCCCCGUCUGGGACAGAAGGCAGCUGAGGAGAAUCCAGAAGUUUCUUCAGAUCCUACCAGCAACGUCUACGAGGCCUUGCAGCACCAAAGCCCUUGUGUCUACGAAGAGCUCAGGCGACCGUAACGGAUGGAGCAACCAUCAUCCCCUUUUCUACUUUGGCUUGGACUAUGGAGUAGAUUUUCCCAUUUCAUUAUCGACUGCAAAAUGAAUUCAGCAUCUUCAGUGCAUCUACUAGGGGUGUCCAAUUUUUUCGUUAGCCGUCGUAAGUCGGAUCAAAUUGGUUACGUUUGUAAUUACGAGGCAAUAUCCGACACAUGGCCAUGGCCCAAACUUAAGAAUCAAAACUCACCCAAUACUUUUCUGUUGGAAUAAUAAUAACAUAUAAUAAGUUUAUUUUUGUAUCCCGCCCCAUCUCCCGAAGGGACUCGGGGCGGCUCACGUGGGGCCAAGCCCAACAACAUACAAUAAAAUACAACAGUGAAAAUGUAUAUGUGGCAGCGUGUCCACUUACACCUCCACAAACAGCUAUAGUUCCCACUACACAGGAGACACCAGUGGCAUUUGCAUGAUCCCACCCACUGCCUCUCCCUUAACCCUUUCCUACCCUUUCCAAUGACCAAAGAAAAAUACUGCAAUGAACAUAAUUGAUAUUCCACCUUAUUCCAGAAUAGCUCUGGGUUUACAAACACCAACAUCGUGUCCAAGAGGAUGUACUUUGUAUUAUUUUCAGGAAAGGAUGCAGACUUUCCUGGAAGAUUAAACAAAGUGGAAAACCAAUGCUAUUUUUCCCAGAUGCUUUAAGCUAUAAGAGAAAAAGCCAAGGGAAUUAUUAAAGAGGAACGAGAAUAAAAAGCACAUUUGCAACCUUA